GUGUAAUUAAGAAAAAUUAUCAACUCAUUAAAAUUCUAGUAUUGCAAUUGUGGUUGGAACAAAAGCCAGCAUGCGCAUUGGUCCCCCAGGGCUGAAUUUGAGGACCACUGAACUAAUAGGUAUUCCCAAAUCUAAACAGAACAACAUAGCAGCAGUCACCAAAUUACUAAUACCAAUUUAGCACUUGAGUACGCACACUCCUUGCACAAAAAUAAAUAUACCAUUAAAUCUACUCCCAAACUCUGUACUUUUGCCCCAGUCAGCCAGUUGAUGUUGUUUCGUCACCUGCCUUAAAAUUCGCCUACAAUACAAGCAAGGAAUAAGAAGUAAUAAAAAUGAUUAUUGUAAUGCUGUGUGUGUGUAGUAUAGUUGAAUGACAUCAAUUGCUGUUAGAGGACAUUUUACAUGGAAUAUUACUCAAAGUUAAAAUGCAAGUUAACAAGUCAAAUUUCACCUCAAAUGGAAUCUACUUUACUUCAGAGACUAGAAAUUUGCAUUUGCAUCGUCUAAUAAGCUAUUACACAUGUUACAGAAAACAUAGCUUCAGCAUGGGGGAAUCGUAAUUUCCCUGGCAUCAAAUAAGUCCAGACCAAACGAUCCUGGUGUGAAAGCAUCCUCAAAUUGGCUUUAUUCCCAUCUCGCUUUCCCCGGGACAUUGCUUCCCCUCCCCCAACGUCCCCUUGCUGCAGCCAGUAGUAUGGAGCAGGAUCACCUGACAUCCAGAAGAUGAAGAGAGGUGGGUCUCAUAUGUUGAGUGGUGUCUGCUGGAGGCUAGCCAUUUUCUUCGCUAACUCGGUUUGGCUAGGCAUGUCUGAAGGUUCACACUCAAACUGGGCGUUUGUAACACUUAUCUACGGGCAAACCCAAUUCCCAGAAUUCAGUAUUUUGGCAUUUGUGGAUGAUCUUCAGGUGCUGUACUAUGACAGCAACAUCAAGAAAAUUAUCCCUCGAAGCCAACCAAGCUCCACAAAGGAAGUUGAAGAUAUUAUGCUUCUAGGUGCAAACAUUGUGGUAGAAGACAUUUACAGUGGCAUGAAACAUCCCACACAUGUAAGGUUCUUCGCCAAUCACACUGGAGGAGUUCGUGUUCAUCAGAAGCUGGCUGGAUGUGUGCUGGACAAUGACAAGUCCAGUCAGGUCAUGGUGUGGGAUGCUUAUGAUGGAACAGAAGCGAUAUAUUUUGGCAAGCAUAAUUUCACAGUCAACCCUCUAUGGCCACAGCUUAUGUGGAUCACACAGGUAGCAGAGAUUUUUCAAACGGAUUUAAGAGCUAUUUAUCAGCCUAUUUGUAUCCAAAUACUGAAGUACUAUCUGGAGAAAGAAAAGAACAUUGUGCUUAGAAAAGAGCGGCCCAGAGUCCGACUAAUCCAGAAGACAUGCAGGGAGACUGGAGUGGUGAAGGUGUGCUGUCUGGCCACUGGCUUCUACCCCCGGCACAUCAACCUGACCAUGCUGAGAGACGACCGUCCCAUUCCAGACGAGGAGCUCAUUUUCGGGGAGGUGUUACCCAACGGAGACGGGACGUACCAGACGAGGAGAACCCUUAGUAUCAGUUCGGAGAAAGCGAGAGAGAAACACCGUUACACCUGCUCUGUCACACACCUUGCUCUGGACAACAAGCUGGACAUCAACUGGGAAUCAGGUGAAGGCGCUAAUGUUGCAGUCAUCAGUUCUGUGGUUGUAGUGCUGGUUCUGCUUCUGGUUCUGGUUCUGGUUUUGAUCUUUGCCAUCUCUGUGUUUAUCGUCUGUAAGAAGAGAUGCAGAGGCAUCUAGACCUCCUUUGGAUACUUGCUUGCUAAAGUUUCAGAGUCAGAAGACCCAGCUUCACACUCCUCUAUCAUUUAAAAAUCCUUUAUUGUACCUGGUCAGGUUGAGUAAUUUUCUUUUUAGUAUUCAAUGGAAUUUCAGACUCUGCUCAUGAUGCAUAUUCCUCCAAUGAUACACCUGCUUAGACACAUUUUUGAAUUGUGUGUUGAACACCGACUCAAUAAUUUCAGUUCUUUAGCCUUCACCUACCUUAUUUGAAAAAUGGACCAGAUCUAUUGUGAAUGCAGUUACUAAGAAAAUUAAGUGCAAUUAAAUUUAACUAUUUUGCUUCAAAGUCAAAUUAUCGAUUGUAAAGUAAUCCCUAGCGAUCAGUAUUUUGAUACUUGAAUGAUUUCUAUUUUAUGUGUUAAUUAUGAAUCUGUGGUGUGUAUCUUGGAGGGUUAUUUUGGAGUGUAAAGGGAACUAUAUUGCAAUCUGAAACUUUGGAAUCCCACUCUGGAAUCCUACAACCUAAAUAUUACAAGUACAGAGCAAUAUUUUAAUUCUCACACCUGGAAAAUAUUACACUCCUAUAAUUAAGUGGAAUUGUAAGGCCGUGGAUAAGCGCUUUGUCUUUGCAGUGUUUCUGUAGAGUGAGCAGACAUCUCGAAACAGCCAGCCGACACAAGGAUUUGUCCUCUGACUGCUUUAAUCCCUGGGAAAGGUAUGGAUUGGCUGUUACUCCAAUUUACACAGCACCGCUUAGCUAUAGCUUUUAGGCUAGCUAUCUUCCAUUCAGCAAGAAUACCAGAAAACUGCUGCUGCGUCUCCAUGCAUUUUUUUCUCUUUUCUUCCCUUCCACACGGCGCCACCUCCUCUCUCUAAAUUUUAAAUUUACGGAGGCCUUAGUUAUCUGGUGAUCUUGACAUAGCAAAAGUUUUCUUGUGAUCUUGUGCCCUCCCAUAAUUCCAAAUUGCUACAGUGAAAAUGCACAAAAUCCCGUACAUGAAUACCUGGGAAGGUCUUCAGGAAUAUUUUGGACUUUGCAGAAAAUUGUUUGAUUUCAUAAUUUUAUUGAAUUUUAAAAAGUGGUAUGUAUAAAAUUGAAUUAACAUUUUGGAGGAUUUUACCAUCCCAUGAAUCCAGAAU
Anguilla rostrata (American eel) is the source of this 2895-nucleotide messenger RNA. Its product is annotated as hereditary hemochromatosis protein homolog. The record is from RefSeq and is a predicted model, not a curated record. NCBI's taxonomy places the organism in Eukaryota, Metazoa, Chordata, Actinopteri, Anguilliformes, Anguillidae. The coding region runs from base 727 to 1773 and encodes 348 amino acids. Gene Ontology annotation, cellular component: external side of plasma membrane. The transcript has 7 exons. Gene Ontology annotation, biological process: immune response.